This is a messenger RNA of Prinia subflava (tawny-flanked prinia), 615 nucleotides long. RefSeq names its product atherin-like. Lineage: Eukaryota; Metazoa; Chordata; Aves; Passeriformes; Cisticolidae. The record is from RefSeq and is a predicted model, not a curated record. Bases 1 to 615 code for a protein of 204 amino acids. The transcript is spliced from 4 exons.
AUGGAGCGAACACUGGCCCUCAGUCAUUUGCUCAAGGCUCAUCUCCCCAUUUGCUCUCAUCUCCUCCGCAAGGUGGCUGUGCUGCUCCCCGGACACAGCGGGGUGUUCAGGAGGCUUCGGGGGCCUGAGCUCCCUCUCCCACCCCCUCCAGCGUGGUCGCGAUGCGAUAUCGUGAAUAAGCCCCCCUCGCCGUCUGUCACUCCACGGCACGGCACCGCUCCAGCCCGAAAACGGUCCCGAGCCCCGGCUGCUGCCCCGCCGGGGAUGGAAUUCCGCCUGCCCCCUCCGCUGUGCGGGGCAGCCCGGGCACACCUCGGGCACACCUCGGGCACGGCCCCCGACCCCCGCGGUGCUGCGGCAGCGGGCGCGGAGGCACCGCCGGCGGGACGCGGCCCCGCUCGCCCUUACCUGAACUCCUCUGCGAGCCGCGGGCCAGCAAAGGCCACGAACGACCAGAAGAAGGCAACAACGACGAAAACGAGGACUAAACCCAAGCAAAGCCACAGCAGCAGCCCGCAAAGGCAGGAACGGCCGGGAACGCGGAGCGGCGGGAGGCGGGCGCAGCUCCCCCGGGAGGCGGGUGCGCGGCUGCGGAGCGCGGCCCCGCUCCCGUAG